AAGCACUUGAGUAUUCAAUUGUACUACAAUUCCCAAAAUACAUUUGUGGACGCUCUGCCCACUGUGACUAUUGCUCCGAUUCUUUGAAACUUUCGCGGCCGGGGUGCCCACGCAAAAGCCGAGAUGAUUCACUAUACUUCCUUCAGCGCCCCAUAUACCUCUACAUGAAGAAAUAAUUCUUCAGGCGAUGAGAUCGAAUGUUUCAGGCAGUCUGGAAAGCGAGCCGUGCAUCCCGGUGCAAUGCCACGAAGAUACCUCGCUCUGAUGGCGUGCAUUAGCGUUAAGGCAGCUACCGCCUCGCUCGAUGCUGUUCCCCCACCGCAGCUACGUGUCCUGCGCCUCUCACAUGUCUUGUCAUAGAUUAAAGUUCUCGUCCUUGGGGUACCUGCAUGGCUUAUCGCGAUUCACUGUCAUUACUUUACCACGUAAGGCUCUGCAAGGAAGCUAUAUUAUCCUCAUCUUCUCCAGAGACACGUUGCCUCGUCCUACGGGUGAUAUGUACAUGAUGACGCAAGCCCAGGGUGAUCAAAUUUUUUCCGCAGGACGACGGGACGAGUCGGGAAGGUAUACGCCGACUGAAUUCGUGACGUCGCAACCGAGUCACCGUCGGAUAGCUGCGCCUCGUGCAACAUUCGGGCAUGACAUGCCAUUCGGCAGGUUGCAGCACUGCCAGUGGUUUAACUAUUACCUCAUGUCCAUAUGGAAUUGGGAGGUGUCCAAUUGGAAGCACCGCUCUUUUGGGCAGUUUGGAGUUGUAACCGGGAUGUUGAGAUGCGGCACGCCAUGGGGACCAUUUCAGAUAUAUUGGAUUACGGUGACUCGACGGGGACCUUGUGAAAGGCAGUCGAACUGGUCGUAUAUAAUAGGAUUGUACACUGGAAUCAGAAUGGAAGAGUUUUUGUAG
Messenger RNA from Suillus discolor, 904 nucleotides. RefSeq lists its product as uncharacterized. The coding region runs from base 305 to 904 and encodes 199 amino acids. The record is from RefSeq and is a predicted model, not a curated record. The transcript has 9 exons. NCBI's taxonomy places the organism in Eukaryota, Fungi, Basidiomycota, Agaricomycetes, Boletales, Suillaceae.